This is a messenger RNA of Naegleria lovaniensis, 2283 nucleotides long. RefSeq lists its product as uncharacterized. Bases 1 to 2283 code for a protein of 760 amino acids. The record is from RefSeq and is a predicted model, not a curated record. The transcript has 2 exons. Lineage: Eukaryota; Heterolobosea; Eutetramitea; Acrasida; Naegleriidae. Gene Ontology annotation, biological process: protein phosphorylation. Gene Ontology annotation, molecular function: protein binding; protein kinase activity; ATP binding.
AUGCUUCAGAAUACCAACUCUUAUGCGCAACAAGAAGAAGUCUCUCUUGAAGAAGAAUUCUUGUCUGCUUCUUUCAAAGUGAUUGUCCGCUUGGAAUUCUCAUCUUCUCUUCCUUCCGAAAAAGUAAUUCUCAAAUUGAAACCAAACACUUCCUAUCAAACAUUGGUCCAAGAAUUAUUCAAUGUUUUUCAUCAAAUUCCAUCCUCUUCCUAUUUCCAAAUCAAAUAUUUCGAUGAAGAUGCUGAGAGUGAAGUGUGCAUUCGAAAUGAUGAACAAGUUUCAUGUUUUCUCGAACAAUACAAAGAUCCGAAUGUACUGAAAGAACACAAACAACUUGUAUUUUGUAUUUUCGAUUCGUCAACAACGAACUUUCCGUUACCAAUCAAUGAUCUGCCAGUAACAAGACAGAACUCUCUACAUCCUUUGCAUGGAAUUCCAUCUCAGAAUUCGAUUUCAGAAUUCCCAAAUUCGAAUCCUCAUUCAUCUAGCAACGUGAUUACCUCUCAAGAUCUUGAGCUGGUAAAAAAGAAAUUCAUUCAAAGAGGUUGUGUCUCUCACAAGAUCAUUACACAAGAGAGUUCAGUAGAUGGGCCUUCAUUCGUUGAAUUUCUGUGCAUCCAUUCGCAAGGUGCCUCUCCUAAUUGGCCCAAUGAAAGACUUGUGAAAGUAUUGAAAUUAGAAAAUGUCGACAAGUCCAAUCAAAUUAUGAAAGAGCUUAAAAAUUUGAAAAGUCAAUUGUAUCAACAACAGCCGCUUAACCGAUCCAUUGUUAGCAUCAUGGAUGUCUUUCGGGUAGGCAAUGAAGAUUCAAGAUUGGUGGCCAUUGAAAUGGAAUAUUUGAAACAUAAUUUAUGGAGCAAAGUUAUUCAAAAACGAAUGCUAUUGACUGAGAAAAUGUUGUUUGAUAUCGUAAAGCAAACGUGUCAAGCAUUGGAAUUUUUGGAUCAACAAUGCAUUCAAAGAGAAAUUAAUCCCCAUAACAUGUAUUUACGGAGCUUGGAUUUUAGUGACGAAACAUUGAACAUAGCUAUUGUUCCUAAGGGAAAUUUGAGUGAAAAUUGCUUGGUAGCAAACAUCUCCAGAGAGAAGCAGUAUUAUCAAGCACCAGAAAAUCUUACUACCAACAAACAUCACAAUAGUUUGGCAAGUGACAUUUUCUCACUGGGUGCCGUUUUAUAUCAACUCAUAACCUUAGACAUGGAAACAUUGUUACCACCAGCUGUCAACUCUCUUAGUUCAACACAUAACAUUCAAGAGAUCAUCAAAAUUCAAUCCAAAAUUCCCUACUCUAACUCACUAUAUUCUCUCAUUUCACACAUGUUAACAGAAUCUCCUCAAGAACGAAUAAGCAUGACACAACUUGUUUCAGAUUUUCCAAACACUCCAAACGCAGACAUGUACUAUACCAUUGGUUGUCAUUUCUUCUCACUCAAACAUUACACCCAUGCCAAAACUUGUUUCGUCAAAGCUGCUAACCAUGGACAUGUUCUUGCUUUAAACAGACUUGGAGUUUUAUAUUGUGAGGGACUGGGAGUUGCACAACAGUUCAGAACAGCCCUUUUGUAUUUCCAAAAAGCAGCUUCCAAAGGAAAUGCAAAAGCACAAUUCAAUGUUGGAUUGUGUUACGAAACAGGACGUGGUGUGCUGGGAAGAGAAUGUGAUUAUCAAAACGCAGAGAAGUAUUAUUUGGCAGCUGCACAACAAAAUCAUGUCCAAGCUCAAGUGAAUCUUGGAUUAUUAUAUUUGGAAAACAAAUUGAGUUGCAACAAUUCUAAAUUCAAUGCUCACUAUUGGUUGAAGAAAGCAGCGACUCAACAUCAAAAUCUCAUAGCUCAACAUGAGAUUGGUUUCAUGUACUUUAAAGACCACUAUUACUCAAAAGCUUUGAAAUGGCUGACUCGCUCUGCUCUUCAAGGAUAUGCCAAGGCACAAAAUGAUUUAGGUCUCAUGUAUGCUCUAGGUAAAGGAGUGGACAAGGAUUUCACACAAGCGUUUGAAUGGUUUGAAAAGGCAGCUAAUCAAAACUUUGCCGUAGCUCAAUAUAAUUUAGGAGUCAUGUAUGAGAAGGGAGAUGGAGUUCAACAAGAUGAAACUCAAGCACGGAAGUGGUAUCGAAAAGCAGCUCAACAAGAUCAUAAAGGAGCGUUUCGCAAGUUGGGAGGUUUGGAUAUUAAUAUAUGGACUGAUGGAGUGAAGAAAGCGCUUUUACAUGGUCAAUUGUUAAGUAUAUUUAUUUGUACACCUAUUUUCAAUGAAUCGAGUUAUCAGGCAUGUCGAGACUGA